This is a messenger RNA of Paramuricea clavata, 9250 nucleotides long. The record is from the annotation of a GenBank genome assembly. Lineage: Eukaryota; Metazoa; Cnidaria; Anthozoa; Malacalcyonacea; Plexauridae.
CGUUCACAUGCAUCAGAAGGAGAAAGUCGCGCCAGAAGUCGCUGCAAAAAUUGCAAGUGUAACUGACGGGUCUUAAUAGAUGUUUCUUUCUUGAACAAGGCUCGCCAGACGUGCGAAAAACACAAGACAUUCGCAAAGAAGACCUACAAGUCAUUAACGAAUUGGAGGGCGAGAAAUUCAACGACGUUAAUGUCGAAGAAAUAGAAAAUUUGUUGUCAACAGACGUUGAAAUUGAAAUUCCAGAAACUGCUGUCGAAACCUCAGAUGUCGAAAGAAAUUCAAAAACACAAAAGAAAACGAACUCCGCCGUUCAAAAUGAAGGUGUUAAACACACCUCGGCUACAACCAAAACAUCCAAAUCUAAGGCUGUUAAUUUAGAAAAGAAUUCCCAUGUCAAAAACAUGGAAAUUCAGCCCAGUGAUAAAAAUAACAAGGAAUCGACUAAGAAAAUCCUGGAUGCCAUCAUACAUCGGAUUACGUCGCACCAUGAUCGUAAAUCGCUCGGAGAAAGCCGUAAACAUGAAAGCUCUGGAUUGGGUGAAACGAAAAAGGCGGGAACUGUACGGAAUAAAUCACUGCCAAGUGCGGGUAACACGAAUGCUCAAAAAACAAAAACCGAAACACCUCAAAGUUUUUCAAAAAAUAUGGGAAAUACUGCCGGUGAGGCACGAAAAACGACAACUCACAGAGAUUCGAUAGUUUUUUCGCGACUGGAAGCCAUUGCACAUAAUAUAUUACGAGUUUUAAAACACCAAGAAAGUACAAGCGGUUUGAGGCUGCGUUAUAAAAUGAACCGAGGCGAUUUGUUGAAAAUCCGAGAUUUCAUAAAAACAACAAGGGAUCCUAAAAUUGAAAGAAAAAUUAAAGUUCACAGCGCAAAAGAAGCGUUGGUUGCGAUAAAAAAUCUGAUGAAAUUGAUUAAAAGAAAUAAAUUAGGUCAAGUUAAAAGUAUGGAAGGCAAUGACAACAUUGGAAAUGUCUUUGAAGCGGCGAAUGCAAUAGAUAGCAACGCAUUUAUGAAGUCAAAAGUACCAAAAGAUGGCAAAAAAUUACCUGAUAGUCAAGAAAAACUGUCCGAAACUAAAAAAGUUGCUCAUAUUUCUUCCAAAGAUGGAACGAAAUCCAAUCGAAAACAUGACAAAAAGUAUUAUCUGAAAAAGCUCAAAGAACUAAGGAUUAAACUUUUAAAGAAUAAACUUUUAAAAGUUUUAAAGAUGCGAGACGGUGAUAACUUGAAUGUUGAUUUGAAGAGACUGAAAUCUAAGCUAGAGAAACAGAUUAGACGAGAAAAACGGGAAAAACGAGCUGAAAAACAGGAUGAAGAACUGGAAAAACAAGAUGAAGAACCGAAAAAGCAAGAUGAAGAACUGGAAAAACAAGAUGGAGAACUGGAAAAACAAGAUGGAGAACAGGAAAAACCGGACGAUGAACAGGAAAAGUCGGAUAAAAAACAUGCAACACGAGAAAAAUCGGAACAGGCGAAACAGGAAAAUCGAAACAAAAAACGGGUAUUCAAUAAAAAGGAGACAGAAUUGAACGAGAGUAGGAAUAAAAACAGAAAAAUAUCUCACAAAAAUAACGAUGAGUUCAGAAAUAUUAUUCAAAAUAAAAUUAAAAAUUUGAACAUUAUUGUGAAAAAGGAGGAAAGCGCUGUCGAAAGAGGUACAAAGCGGUUCCUACUCGGACACGGACCAAAGAGUUUUCGAAAGAACUUGAUUUCGCUGGCAAAUUUGGACGCAGAAAAAAUGACGGAUGAGGAUUUGAAGAAACUUCAUGAUAAGAUCAACGAGUGGAUUGAAGUCGAGGAGAAAUUGGAAAGAGAAACUGAGAAUGGCGAGGUUAAAGAUGAGAUUAGUUCAGGAAUAAAUCAAGCUAGUGAUUUAUUGUCCUCACUCCAGCUUGUUGAUGUGAAUGGAAAGAAGGUAUAUGAGAAUAAGGAAAAUGUUGAUAAUUACGAAAACGGAGGUGGGACGAAAAAACGUAAACUAGAAAUAACUAUUGAUAUCAAUAAACAUGGAAAAAAUAAUGGACACCCAAGUGUUAGCAUUGAAAAAGACAACAGUGUUGGAGAUAUGGACACACCAACUGCUUAUAACCAAGAAAGUAACAGGUACGACAACAGCGGUAACACUGCAACAACAAACAACGGUAACCCUCCGGUAACAAAUCCUGGCGUAGCGAACAUGGAAACUCCAAAUGGCAACAAUCAAGAAAUUAAUAUGUACGGCAACAAUGGUAACCCAGCAGUAACAAACAACGGUAACCCCAAUCCAACUGGGUCUAACCUUGCUGUAACAAAUCCCUCACGAAACAGGUAUCUCAAAGAAAUGGCGAAAGCAUACAUGGACGGCAAGGCUAUCAGUGAAAAUAAAAACUUUGGAGAGAAAAUGAAAAAACUGGAGGAAAAUUUUGUUAACAACUUGGAAAACAACAACAACAUUAUGAACAACAAAGAAAACCCCGAGAUCUUAAAUCCAACUAAACAAAAUAACUAUAAUACUUUCAAUAACAAGAAUCUAGCAUCCGGCAAUCAAAAAGAAUUUAACCCAGAAAAGGUUGGAGAUUUUGAUAAAAUGAAUACCAACCUGGCAAAACCAAGUGUCGGCAACGAAAAUACCGCACAAAAUAACAACGUCCACGAGUUAAAUGACAAGAACAACCUAAAUAACGAUCAAAACGUUCACAACGAACAACUCCAGCAGAUGUCAAACAGCCACUCCUUAAGUGACAAUAAUAAAGUUUCCGAAGUGUCUGGUAACAAUCCACAGGAGAAUACAGUUAUGAGUAACCCGGAAAAUGGCGGUAAUUUCGCAAACAAAGGUGAAAACAGCAAGAGACCGAACGACAACAUCGAGCAAAUUGUUGACAAGAACAUACACGUCAUUCCCAAUCAAAAACAAGGGGAGUUUACUAACGGAGGCCACGUUGCUAACGGAGGCCAGGUUGCUAAUGAAGGCCAUGUUGCUAAUGAUGGCCAUGUUGCUAAUGAAGGCCAUGUUGCUAAUGAUGGCCAUGUUGCUAAUGAAGGCCAUGUUGCUAAUGAAGGCCGGGUUACUAAUGGAGGCCAGGUUGCUAAUGAAGGCCAGGCGGCUAAUGAAGGCCAGGUUGCUAAUGAAGGCCAUGUUGCUAAUGAAGGCCACGUUGCUAAUGAAGGCCAGGUUGCUAAUGAAGGCCAUGUUGCCAAUGAAGGCCAUGUUGCUAAUGAAGGCCAGGUUGCUAAUGAAGGCCAUGUUGCCAAUGAAGGCCAUGUUGCUAAUGAAGGCCAGGUUGCUAAUGAAGGCCAUGUUGGUAAUGAAGGCCAUGUUGCUAAUGAUGGUCAGGUUGCUAAUGAAGGCCAUGUUUCUAAUGAAGGCCAUGUUGCUAAUGAUGUCCAGGUCGCUAAUGAAGGCCAUGUUGCUCAUGGACGCCAGGUUGCUAAUGGUGACCAGGUCGCUAAUGUGGGACAAGAUACCAAAGAAGACCAUGUCACUACUGAAGGAAUACUUCCUAAUGGUCACGUCAUUACGAAUGUAGCCGACGUUAUAAGUCAACAAGCACAACAGGCAAACAAAGAUAAUCCCGUGAGUAAACAAAGUCAACAAACACAACAGGCAAACAAAGAUAAUCCCGUGAGUAAACAAAGUCAACAAAACGUAAACAAAGCGGCAAACCAACUUGCAAACACUAUGAACCAAGAUAACCUCAACACUGUUACCGACGUAACAAGUAACCUACAUGACACGCCUAAGAUUGAAUCAUAUCACCUAAAAGACGUCCAGCCCGAGAAGAAACCCAAAGUGACAAAUCCAGAUUACGACGACCAGGACUACGACUAUUCUGAGGCUGACGAAGACGAAGCAGACGACAAAGAAAACGUGUCGGAAGAAAAAUCUUCAAAAAAUAAAACACCUUUUCUUCAAUCAGACAAUCUUAACAAACUCAUGAAAGAACGUAAUCCCGAGCCUAACAAUGUACCUCACCCAAACUCGCAAGGACAUUAUGAAAGUUUAAAUGAAGCUCGCCAAAAUGAAGUUCAGCAGAACACUAACCAAAACCCGAAUACUGAAAAUGGUGGAGCUGUGAAACUUAAUGUUAACCAAAAUCAUAACAUUGAAAAUGGUGGACCUCGGAAGAUUUUCUAUCGUGUGGACAAACCUUUGUUAUUUCAGCAUGCUGGUUAUAAUAAAAUUGCUAGCAGGCUACAGCAUACUCGUGAUAGACAAAGAAUGAAGCUUCUUCAUUCCCAGCAAUUGAAUGGGAAAACUUUCAGUGGAUUGGGUCACGAAAUUGGUAAUACUCAAAGAACGGGAAAAUAUUAUCUCAAUGCAGCUACAACGAAUGGUGCGCAUGUGUCCGAUGGACUAAACCAACACAGGCAUUCAGUUCAAACUUUUACGGGUAAAGAAAAUAACGGGCAUCUAGACCUGCGCCUAGGUUACGCAUUGCAGCAAAGGCCAACACCAAAGAGCACUUAUGAAAGUAACACAAAGGUCGGUGAUGAAACGGGACAAGGGAAUGAACAAGUGCAUCCAGAUAUAUUGAAUGGGAAAGAAAUGAAAGAUGGAAAUGAGAAGCAACAUGUGAAUACCAAUGUAGCUAUAUUGAAUGGAAAAGUAAUGAAAGAUGAAAAUGAGAAGGAACAUGUUAAAACCGAUGGAGAAAUAUUGAAUGGAAAAGAAAUGGAUGAGGAUGACGAGGAGAAUGAGGAGAAUGAGAUGCAACAUGUCAAGACUGAUCAAGCCGAGUUGCCAUACCAAAAUGACGACGGAACGAAGCAAGAUGUGAGAAUCAAUACAGGAGAUAAGACAUCGGAACUUGAUAACCCCAGCGAUGUAACCGUAGUGGAAAGCCCAGAAGAAGAUCCCAACUCAACGGACGAAACAGCAAAUGAUUUAGGAACUAAGUCGCCCAGAAAACUGCAUGGAAAAGCUUUGUUGAAUAAUUUUUUAGACGAAGAAGGUGUAAAACAAACCCAUUCGUCGAAAAUUACUCAAAGUGUUCCUCAAGGUUCUAACACGGGCCCACACAAUUCUCAAGUUUUGUCUGCAGAAGCAGACGACACAGAAUCCGAUGAAAAUCUUUCGGAUGAUGAAAAUUCAGAUGUUCCGCAAUAUUCUGCAAAACUUAUAGAUGGAGACGAUCCAGGCAUGGAGAACACUAAACAUCGGCAAACACACCUUCAUAUGAAGAAAGUUAGACAAAAAUUUAACCAAAUGCUUAGGAAUCGUAAACCUGUUCUACAUUAUACGAUGAGAGAACGGCAUAAGAACCAUAAACCUGUUCUACACUAUACGAUGAGACAACGGCAUAAGAACCAUAAACCUGUUCUUCAUUAUAAGAUGAGACAAAGGCAUAACAACCAUAAACCUGCUGUACAUAUUAUAAUGAAAGCCAAACACAAUCAACAAGUCCCGAAUAUCCACAAUUUACAACGGCUGGUAAACACGAAAUUUACAAAACAGAAAACAGUUGUCAACUUACAACAGAAUACAACACCUAAAGCGGUUAGCAAUUUAGAAAGAGUACCCGAUGCUGAUGCUUAUAUUCGUGGCGCAAUGAGGAACAUUCCUUCGCAAAUUAUUCACGUCGUGAAAACACAGCCGAAGCCGGAACCAAUGGGGCACAAAUCGGGCGCAAACGCGGCGACCGUCUCUAAUGGUACAGCUGUGAUCGAGGAACUAACUUCAGUGAUGCCGAAACUUCAGAAGGUCCAAAUGAAAGUGAAUUCCCAGGGUACGAAAGAAACUACAAGUCCGCAAGAGGCGAAAUUCAUUGAAAAGCAAACAUCUUCAAACGAUCAAAAAUCAAGUUCAGCAGUUUCUAGUGGUGGUGGUGGUGGUGGUGGUGGAGGCGGAGGAGGUUUGGAAACGAGCGGCAUGACUAUGCCUAGUUCUCAGGUCGCGGCGCAAUCUUUGCUCGGCGAAGAUAAAGUGUCUAACUUGAAUGGCAAUGGUAUGACGUCACCAAGUGACGGAGCCGGAAUGACGUCAUCGAGUGAUGUCGAAAUGACGCCAUCAAGUGCCGUAGAUCGGAUGGCAUCAUCAACUGACCCAACUGACCUGACACAGUACGAGCAUAACAUUGAUAUCGCAGAAAGGACUGGUGCUGGAGAUAUCGUACCUGUUGGCGUAGGAACAAACAACCCAACGGAUACCCCCGUGUCAAACAUCCCUGGAAACACACCCACCACAGGCGGUCAAGGCGCACCUCCCGAACAUGUCCUCCUCUCACAAAACAGCGCCAAAGGGGAGGACCUCUUGAAACCUCUGGCCAACGACCCUGACGGUAAAAUCGCAGCAAUACAGGACAUCCGCGCUUUGACCCAUGUACAAAACGAACAACAGACCAGCGCGAGUCAAGAUACGGAGAAAAUAUCAGAUCCCGCAUUUUUAGAAGGCAUGUCGAAUCGUAUAUCACUUUCAGGUGCUCCCCUAGAUUCCUUGGGGAUGGCCCAUACUCCCAGCAUGCCCCUACGUGAUAUUGAUCAACCCGGGUCCACACUCAUGGUGCCGGGAGAUAAGUUAAAACGAGACGAAAAAGGUUUGCCUGAACACAAGAAUAGUUUACAAGAUAAGAAUGCGCAGUUUAGGGUUGAUAACAAAGUCGUCGCGUUGGGGACUGGGUCUGACAGUCCAAAACUCGAUACCAGUCCUAAAACUGGUCAAAUAAACUCCGUUCCACAAGUUCAACAGCUUGCAGGCAAUACGCCCGAAUCUGGUUUGGCAACCCAAGGUGUUCAGGCUCAGAAACCCACAGAGGCUGCGCAUACCUCUCCACAACAAAACCCUGAUAUCUCGUAUAACCUUGCACCGAAAGUAGCAGAAUUGGUUAAGGAGAUUGUGAAGGAAUCCUUGGGCAACGGGCAUGUUCCAUCGAACGAAAAAACGGCAGCGGAAACAAAACAGAACAAGGGGACAGAGGAAAUAUUUGACGGCCCCAGUAAGGAGGGUGGACUUCUGUUAAAAUCUGAGACAAUGGAAACAAAACCUUACGAUACUUCCACUCUGUUGAAAAACUUGCGCGUUGCAGGAAAAGGAUCUGGGGCGAGUCCUCCAGUGAGCCCGCAGUCACAUAAUACAGCGGAUAACUCAAAAACAUCCCUAUUCCUCCCCAAUGUUCCCGCAACCCCCGAAGGUGAUCACGUGUUUUUCGACGGCGAAUCGCAGCCCACUGAUACCGCAGGCACUAUGAAUUUACUAUCCAAAAGUAACUUGAGUAAAAACGAAAAAAUCAAAUUAAUAAAAGCUUAUCAGGAUAGCCAAAAGACGUCGCCCGAGGCUUCGACACGGAAUAACCCGAGCAAAUCGCCGACGACCCCGCCCGAAGUUGACGAGUCAAAGAUAAAUGAAUUACUGAAGGAUGGAAAGUUUAACGAACAUGAUUUGAAAAGCGAUUUUGCUGGAAAAGAAGCCGCCAUGCAAGACAUGAUGCUGUUAGAGAAAGAAAGAGAUAUGGAUGACAAGCUAUCGCAGGCUCGUUUGAUAGCCGCGCAACAGAGUAAGCUAAAAGGGCCUGGGAAUAAAUCGCCAGCCGGAAGUCAACGACAAAAUGGGAUGUCAUUGCCGGGGAAUUUAUCCCCGGAUAUUACGCUGCCUGGGAAUAUAUCGCCGGGUGCUUCGCUGCCUGAAACAUUGCCUGCAGGAACCUCGCCACCGGGGAAUGGUCUCUCGUCGGAUGUAGCACUGCCAGAUAAUAGAUUACCGGGUCCAGGGAACCAGGGUCAAAUGUCCGGGUUCCAGGGUCAAAUCCCCGGGAGUGGACCUUCAGCAUUUUCAAAAGGCGACUCGUCUAUGAUGACUAAAGAGACACAAAUGUAUAAACUGUUAGAUCAGGCACAAACAGGGAUGCCUAAAGGUUUACGAGGAGAAAAUAAUGCUGCUUAUGGAUUGCCAAAAUCAAGAAAGGUAAGGAAAGGUGUAUUUUUAGUUUAGCAAAAUUUUCCAUCAACCCUCCUCCCAUCACUCCGUACCCCGCUCAGACCCCUACUGCUGCUUGCUCACCUCCCCCCCCCUGAAAAUCCGUCUAAGGUUUGCGGUAUCAUCCAAAUUAAUUUAUCAUGCAAAUCUGCAAAUUAAUUUAUCAUGCAAAUCUGCAAAUUAAUUUAUCAUGCAAAUUAAUUUAUCAUGCAAAUAAUGCAAAUUAAUUUAUCAUGCGAAUCAUGCAAAUUAAUUUAUCAUGCAAAUUAAUUUAUCAUGCAAAUUAAUUUAUCAUGCAAAUUAAUUUGAUUACACCAGAACGUUAGAUCACAAAUAUUUUUCAAAGAACAUAAGAAAAAGAACGUCCAAUAAAAGGGAGAAAAGUCCUGACCAAACGAGAAUGAGAGUUGGGAAGUGAGGGUUUGCAUCAGAGUUUUCUCAACUCUCAUGGCCCGGUCAAAUGAGAACAAGAUUUACAUGAAAGUUGAUGAGAGUUGACUGGAUAUUAUCAACUAGACUGAGAGUUGAGAAGCGAGAGUUUGCAUGAGAGUUUUCUCAACUCUCGUGUCCUGGUCAAACGAGAACAAGAGUUGCAUGAGAGUUGAGAAGCGAGAGUUUGCAUGAGAGUUCUUUCAACUCUCAUGGCCCGGUCAAAUGAAAACAAGAGUUGCAUGAUAGUUGACUGGAUAUUAUAACUAGAAUGAGAGUUGAAGAAAAGUGAGAGUUUGCAUGACAGUUUUCUCAACUCUCGUGCCCUCGUCAAACAAAACCAUGAAAGUUGAUGAGAGUUGACUGGAUAUUAUAAACUAGAAUGAGAGUUAGUGAGAGUUGGCAACCCGGUCAAACGAGAAUAGGAGUUGCAUGGGAGUUGAUAAGAGUUGACAGGAUAUUACCGCUAUGUUGACGAGAGUGCAAUUCAUGAGAGUUGAUGAGAGUUGUGGUCAAACGCGAGCGAGAAUUGCAACUCUCAUCAACAUCUCGUUUGACUGGAGCUUAACAAAAACUCGUUUUAGGUUCCUGGGUCCGAAGAGUUUCACAACGGCCUAAACGAUGAAACGAAGUCAAUAGACAACACCAUGGAGUCCAACGAGCCAAAUUAUGACGCAGUGGACACCAACAGCAUCGGGAAAUUCGUUGAUUCAGUGCAAGGACUGUCCCCAGCCGAAGUGAAGGCUUAUGGGAUAGACAUUAAUAAUGACGUGUACAUAGAUAAGCCUGGGCGCCAACGCCCGGCUGCACAGCGGUCUCUAGAGGAGGGGUAUACAUCAAUGGGAGCAGAGACGGGCAGAGAUAUGGAAAGUUUUGGGAGUAUACGAAAGUCACAGGUGAACAGAAAAGAAGGUAGAAAAUUGUGA